CCCUCCCCUCCUCCCGUGUGUGUGCGCGCCCGCCUUGGGGCGCCUUCAAACGCCUUUUCCACGUCGGCUCCGAUUCCGUCUUCCGACCGUUCCAUACCUACCUACCUACUCGCCUUGGUAGCUAAUUCAUUCUCACCGGGGUCGGGCAUCGAGGCUCGAGUAGUCUUGAUCUUUGAUGCUCAAGAUGCCGCAAGGCUCUCUCCGUCUCCGCACUGCAGCUUGCAGCGCAGCCGGGGCGUUCUCGUCAGCCCAAAGACCGCGUGGUUGCGUUGUUGUCUGGUUUUGCGCUGCAUUGCAUCUCAGCUCGUGCUCGGGUCCUCUGUGCCCCGUGCCCUGGUGCCCUGUGUCCUGGACGGGCGUCAGUCAGGUCGGCCGUCGGGCAGGGUCUGGGGUGCUAGUGGCGACCGUCUGCACCUGUCGAGUCUUCAAGCAGGGCGGCCAGGGAUACAACCGUCCGUCACUGGCGGGGCCCUGUCCGUUGCCGUUGUCGGUCUUCUUUCUCUUCCACUCUUCCUGGGAACCCCAAGGUCCCAAGGUUAGGUUGUGCAAGCUGCACCGCUGCACCUACCCCUGGUCCUGGCAUCCAGCUGUGGGCCCCGACAGGGUGGGAUUCCCCGUCCCAAGGCGUACCGACAGCCCCCAGCGCCAGCUCCCAGCCUCUGCACACUGUCUGUCCGCCGCCCUCCACGCAGCCUCCCCUCCCCGUGCUGGACGCUGGUCAGAAAAAUGCCCCGGGGCGCCGGUUGGUCUGCUGUGCGUUAGCUUCCACCUCGGUCCCCACCCUCGCGGUUCUCUUGUCCACCCACCCAAGGUCGAGAAAGUCUCCAGAGGUACUUCGGUACCCGUGUCAGAAGCGGUACGUGGAGGUUCUGCGCGUCGUCGACGAUGACAAUGUCCCACACUAGACCCCUGUCGAGGAUCUCUCGCCUCUCACACGCACAGGCACA
Molecule: messenger RNA, 947 nt
Organism: Lasiosphaeria miniovina
Lineage: Eukaryota; Fungi; Ascomycota; Sordariomycetes; Sordariales; Lasiosphaeriaceae
Exons: 1
Coding region: 176-889 (237 amino acids)
Source: RefSeq, a predicted model, not a curated record